AUGCAGCAGGGGCACUCCUUAGCCAACUACCGCUGGAGCGCAGACGGUGCCGCAGGACGCAAGCGGGAGUCUCUGUAUGACGACAAUGGCGAGCCCAGCAGCAGCAGCAGUGGUGCCAGAGCUGGUGGCGGGUGGCCCGAGGAAGGGCUAGAUGCUCCCGACGGAGAGCAGCAGCUGUUGCAGGGGCAGCAGCAGGCUUGGGAGGCGGCUGACACAGAUGAUGGAAGCAGCCUACGCAGCAGCAGGCUGGGCCGGCGGCGAGCGCGGGCAUCGCCUGUCGUCGGCAGCGGCAGGCUCAGCCGGCGGCGGCAGGAGGCGGCGGAGCGAGCGGCGGCGGAGCAGGGAGCUGCGCCAGCGGGUGACCCAGAGGAUGCUUGGGUGCAGGCAGAGCUGCGGCAGCUGCGGCGGCGGCAGCAGGCGGCGGCGGCAGGCCGGGAGGCGGCGGCGGCGCCGGUGCCAGACCCUGUGGCCCAGGACUGGGGGCCCCUGGAGGGUGCGCCUGCAGCUGCUGCUGCGGCGGCAGAGGACUGGGGCUGGGCAGCCGAGUCGUGGGCAUCUGGCGUCAGAAGCAACGGCAGCAGCUCCCGGCAGCGCGGGCAGCAGGCGGCUGCCGAGGCAGGCGCCGGCGCGGGCAGCGCCUGGGAGCUGGCGCAGCAGCAGCGAGAGCUGCGCCGACAGCGGCGGCGAGCGCGGGCGGCGGCCGCUCGCGACGCGCCCCAGGCGCCUGCCGCGGACGGCGGCGCCACGUAUGGCGGAGCGGCUGCCGGGGGCGCCUAUGCCGCGCCUGGCGACGGCCAGCAGUACAGCAGCGAGCGGUACGGCGGCGAGUACGGACCUGGGUACGACGCCUACGCCACGCAGCAGCAGCAGGCUGGGCGGUACGACGGCGACGGCGCGGAGGGUGCCAGCUGGCAGGAGCGGUACGGUGACGACGGCGGGCAGUACACCGAGGCCUACGAGCCAGGCGUGACUGCGGAGCCAGACAUCGCGCUGCUCAGCUCGGACGAGCUGGACCGCGUGCUGCCCGUCAUCCCCUUCGCCCAGCAGGCCUCCUUCUACGGCGGCACGGCCACCGACGGCGUGCAGCGCUGGGGUGCCUCGCUGGCGGCCACCGUGGUGCUCUCCAAGGUUGCCGUGCUGGCUGCCACCUCGCUGACCUGGCCGCUGUGGUGGCCCUGGGCGCUGGCCGCCAAGAAGAACCUGGCGCUGCGGCGGCAGUUCAGCUACGGCGGGCUGUGGCGCACCCAGGUGCUGGAGGUUGCCAUCACGGGGCGCCCCAAGCCCUUCACCGCCCUGGACGGCGGCGAGCGCGGCGGCACGAUGCGCAUGGCGCGCAUACUGGUGGGGGACCCGGGCGGCGCGCGGGCGGAGAUGGUGCUGCCCUACGACAGCCGCUACGAGCUGAUCCAGGCGGGCGAGGCGGCGGAGCUGCUGGUGCUCAGCAGCGACACAUCCUUCCGCCGCUUCAAGGCGGUCAAGGAUGUGUACCUGCCCAGCAGCGGCCUAUGGGUCAGCGAGUACCCCCACGCAGACCGCACCCGGUUCCUGGAGGUUGAGCGCGAGGCGCAGGCGGAGGCGGAGGCGCAGCAGUAUGGCGGCGGCGCGGCGGGGCAGGCCGGCGAGCAGCCUGGCGGCGGCGCCUGGCAGCCCGACGACUACAGCGGCGCCCGGUACUGA
This is a messenger RNA of Chlorella variabilis, 1677 nucleotides long. RefSeq lists its product as hypothetical. The record is from RefSeq and is a predicted model, not a curated record. The coding region runs from base 1 to 1677 and encodes 558 amino acids. NCBI's taxonomy places the organism in Eukaryota, Viridiplantae, Chlorophyta, Trebouxiophyceae, Chlorellales, Chlorellaceae. The transcript is spliced from 9 exons.